UUUCAUUUAGUGGUCCUUCCAUCUACUGUUGCUUCUUGUUUCUUCAAAACCCUAAUAAUCAAUAAAGAAUCCCUCACCUCACCACACCAGUACUCCUUUUCUUUCUUUUUGAUCUCUUCUCUUCUUCUUUUUUCUUUGAGAACUCAACAGAAGGAAAAGAAGAGAGAAAAGAUGGGUAGAGGUAAGAUUGAGAUCAAGAGGAUUGAGAACUCAACAAACAGACAAGUGACUUACUCAAAGAGGAAAAAUGGGAUCUUGAAGAAGGCUAGAGAGAUCACAGUUCUUUGUGAUGCCGAUGUUUCUCUUGUUAUCUUCUCUAGUACUGGGAAAAUGAAUGAAUAUUGUAGCUCUCCGUUGAUAAAGCAAUUGGAUAGGUACCAGAAAGCUUCAGGGAACAAAUUAUGGGAUGCUAAGCAUGAGUAUCUCAGUGCUGAAGUGGAUAGAGUCAAGAAAGAGAACGACAACAUGCAGAUCGAGCUCAGGCACCUGAAAGGCGAGGAUCUGACCCCCUUGAACCCAAGAGAGCUAAUACCAAUUGAAGCUGCCCUUGAGGAUGGUCUUGUUGGCGUUAAGGCCAAAAUUAAGGAGCACCGUAGAGCACUUGAGAAAAAAACUAGGAUGUUAGAGGAGGAAAAUAAGCGCCUCAUUGCCAAACUACAACAAGUGGAAAUUCAUGGAAGAGGGGAGAUGGACACUGGGGCAAAUAACGGGUAUAAUAAUCAGAAAGCAGCAGAUGGAACCAGGGAUUACCCGUCUCAUAACGAUAAUCAUCAUCAGGUGCCAUUUGCCUUCCAGAUGCAGCCAAUUCAGUCUAAUCUCACCACGGCCACCACCAACAACAACAACAACAAAUACCAGCUACUAGAUUAAGUUGGCUGCAUUUAUAUAUGUAUGAUCUGGAAAAACCAUAAUACCUUCUACUCUAUCGUUUCUUCAUGUUCUAUGAUAAGUAUAUUUCAUGCCUACAGCCCUUUGAUAAAGGGGUUGUACUAGAUCAUGAUCAUAGCUGCUACUAUAACUACUUCUGAAUAAUAACUAAAUGUUAAUUAGCUGCAACUUAAUAUUACAUUGUGUUAUGACCUAA
Molecule: messenger RNA, 1084 nt
Organism: Papaver somniferum (opium poppy)
Lineage: Eukaryota; Viridiplantae; Streptophyta; Magnoliopsida; Ranunculales; Papaveraceae
Product: floral homeotic protein GLOBOSA-like
Exons: 7
Coding region: 172-870 (232 amino acids)
Biological process (GO): positive regulation of transcription by RNA polymerase II
Cellular component (GO): nucleus
Molecular function (GO): protein dimerization activity; DNA-binding transcription factor activity, RNA polymerase II-specific; RNA polymerase II cis-regulatory region sequence-specific DNA binding
Source: RefSeq, a predicted model, not a curated record